GUACCCCGCGGCCCCGGGGCACGGCGGGAGGCGGCCCGGAGGCGUCCGGCGGGGUAAAGGGGUGUGGGGGCGCCUUGGGGGCUCGCCCUCUCAGGCCUACGCGGGUCCCUAGGCGGCGGCUGAGCGGAGGCGGGACACGGCUCCCCGGGCGGCGGGGCUCCGCGCCGGUGCGGAGGCAACGGAGGUGGCGGGGAGCCUGACGACGCUCCCCGCCCGUCCUGGCCCCGGGGGCGGCGGCUUCUGUCCGUCAAGAGUUACGGGAAAGUGUUGCUCGUGCUCAGCCUGGUGACUUCCCGCUCUGUUGCAUCCCUCGGCAGUGGCGGGGAGGCAGAGGUCCCUGUGAAGCCAAGUGCCCGAUCUGCAGCGGCGCAUUUCCUGCCCAUAGUCACUUGAAAAGGAAAUGUUCAACUGUUUGAUUUGGAUGUUCAUCCUGUUCUGCAGCUCUAUAGCAGAUGAAAACUCUGUUAGAGAUGCUGACAUUUUUCCUUCAUCUCCUGAAAUUGAACGAGGAUCCACCUUGAAACUGUUCUGUGUUCUUGGAAAACGCUACAGACCUCACAGAAAUGCAAGCCACAUCAUCUGGAAACUGAAUCAUGAAUUAAUUGCUCAGGAAAACUAUUACAUUGUGAAUGAGACUGUAUCUAGUAUAACCAUCCAUAAUUUCACUUAUAGCAAAGCUCAUGUGAGAUGUUUCACUAAGUACUUGGGCAAAGAACAACUUUUGGUUCACACUGAAGUUAAAUCUGGCUUUCCACCGGACACACCAGGAAAUAUUUCCUGCAUUUAUUACUUUGAUACUGAACUUACCUGCACCUGGACUUCGGGAAGAGAAACAAAUCUCACUACAAACUAUACUCUUUACCGAAAAAUAAUGACAGAAGGAAGGGUGACUUUUCCAAAUACAGUGAGCUCCUGCCAAAGCAAAACGGAGUCAUGUUCCUUUUAUUAUCCAGAUACUCCGUAUAGUAGUUCUUUUUGUUUUCAGGUGAAAGCUGAAAAUGUUUUGGGUGAAGCCUUAUCAGACUGUGUUCCUAUUCCUUUGGAAAAAAUAGAGAAAUUUGAACCUCCUGAAAUACUUUCAGUUAAAAAAAUCACCGGUAUAAAACAGUUGCUGACAGUAACCUGGAAAAUGCCUGAGAAGGUUAUCCCUUCACAGGGUUCCAUUUGCCAGGUUCAAUACAGAAACUUGUAUUCAAACUCUUCGGAAUUUGUCACUGUCCUACUGGAUUCUGCAGAGAAAACAGGUUCAUGGAAUCUCACAGGUCUGUGGGACUCUACAGAAUAUUCAGUUGCCGUUCGGUGUAGCAGUGAUGUGUCAAUAUUUUGGAGUGAAUGGAGUAGAGGGAAAACAGCAAGCACAGAAGAGAAAGCUCCUUCAGAAAAAGUGGAUUUGUGGAGGGUAAUUGAGUCUUCACACUCAGCUGGAAAUAGAUCUGUACAUCUUAUAUGGAAGACAUUAAACAGCUUUCCACUUUCUGGGAGAAUUCUAGGCUACAAAAUACAGUAUUUUCCAGAAAACAAUGCUGCACUUAAAAUGACAAACACCACUACUGAUAAGAAAAUUACUUUACUUUUAAAUGAAGAGGCGUAUAUAGUAUCUAUUACUGCCUAUAACACUGCUGGAAAUUCUCCUGAGGCUAUUUUGAGGAUUCCAUCCACUGAUGAAAAAUCUUCUCAGAUUAUUGAAACAGUGAGGACCUUUACAACAAAUGAAGAAGUUGUUGUGGAAUGGAUAGCCUCUGAGCCAGAAGUAACUGAAUAUGUAGUUGAGUGGUAUGAGGAAUUGGAGACAGAUCCUUCUCGCAGGUCAUGGCAAUAUGUAUCAAGUUCUACAAACUGGAAAACUAACAAAAAGAACUUUAAACCAUUUAUAUGUUAUAACAUCUCGGUGUAUCCUCUCCAUGGAAAUAAAGUAGCAGCUCCAUAUUCCAUACAAACUUACGUUCAAGAAAAAAAGCCAUCAGAAGGACCUGUGGCUGACACAGGCAUUCCAGGAAAAAACGAAGUUACAAUAAAGUGGAAGGAGAUUUCAAAGGAUAAAAGAAAUGGAUUUAUCAGUAACUAUACAAUAUUUUAUAAACCUGAGGAUGGAGAAGAAUUGAAUGAAACUGUGAACUCUGAUGUUCUGCAAUACAGACUGAAGUCCUUAUUGGCUAAUACGCAAUAUACCGUGUAUAUAAUGGCAAGCAAUGAAGCUGGUGGAACCAGUGGAGAGCCAAAAACCUUCAAGACUUUGAAAUUCAAUAAAGAAGAUGUUAUUUUCAUUGCUCUACCCAUUGGAUUAGGCAUGUUGUUUCUGUUGGGCCUUUGGACAACAUGCAUUUUGAAAAAACAUGCGUUGAAAAAGGUUUGCUGGCCUGAUAUACCCAAUCCUGCAAAGAGCAUUGCAGUGGAAUGGCCUCUUGAUGCAUCUAUGAAAAAAUCAUUUUUGAAGGGAGUGACAUCUGAGGCUAAAAAGAUAGCCUUUGAAGACAUAAGUGUUUUGGAACAUUGUUUUCCUGAAGAAAGUCAGGAAGGAUCAGUACUUAUGAAUUGUGAAAAUCAUGUUUCUGAAUGUACUGAUAUGAAUACAAAAGGCAUGGUUAAUGGAGGUAAAAAGGUCCUGUAUAAUGAAGAAAAUGAAGUUGCUAAAUGUUUUUCACCAUCCAUUCCUUACAUAAUUACUGAUCAAGAUAUCAGAAGUCAAAUGCAUUCAGCUUUGAUACCAACGGAGGAAAUCCAAGCCAUAGAAAUGCUGGAAGAUGAUUUAUAUGACUCCCAACAGACUUCAAUUAAAAAUGAAGAAAAUGUUACUGAAGAAGCUUUAAAGCUGGAAGAUUUCAGUGAAAAGGCACUGUUCAAUCCAUACCUUAAAAAUUCUGUUAAAACAAGGGAAUUUCUUAUUUCUGAGAACAAGCCAAAACACAGUAAGAAUAAAACCAAAAGCCAGUCAACUGUCUUACCUCCUUUUCAACAAAAUGUCGCAGGACAAUCCUACGUAACAUUGGACAUGUUUGGACUGGCAACAGCUCAUUAGUGUGAGAAAACUUUCCUUUGUGCAGUCAUCUUGGAAGAUACAUCUUGGUGCUGCUGCUCAUAUGUAUUCGUGUGUUCUAACCUGGCAGAUCUCAAUUAAUUUGGAUGAAAACACCCCCUUCCUUUGAACAUCUGUGAAGUAAACUUUUGCACUGUGUAUAUACCUAUCAGGGUGGGGUGGGGUUUUUUUUGUUUGAUUUUUGUUAAUUUUGUUUUUUUUCUCAGAUAGAUGUGCCAGUAGUGAGGCAAAGGAAGUAGCUUUUCUUGUUUCUUCUUAGUUCUGCCAUGUAAGUCUUCUAAAACAAACUGAUCUUUACUGCAGGAGCAUCCAGCGGUGCAAGCAGCUCACCAAUUUCCCCCUGGGCAACCAGUUCCCAUGGCUGAGCUCUGCUGGGGAAACAUGGACUGGCUUGAACAGAGCCAGGAUCUGCCAAAUACUUCCUUAAGUUCAUGGAGUAGAACUGAUUUCCUGUUCUUACUUCCUUCAAUUGUCUUAUAUCUGAUUUUGUUCCUCCUGUUUUGCAAAUACUUCGUAGAUUUCAGUAAUUGUCUCCUUGCAUCCUGACUCUGGAAUCAGUGGUUUGGCUCAAAGUUUCUCUGUCUUUAAUGAGAGGAUGUGUUAUAUGUGUGCUAUUGACUUAUCUGCAUUUUGGAAAAGGUAGGGUUAUGCUGGCUUUGUUGCUUCCUUCCCUUUCUCUUGUGUUUUUAAUCAUCCCCUGCAUUUUGUGCUGCUUUUUUCUCUCCUGUUUGGUUGUUGCUUUUUAAAAGUCUGUUUACUACAGUAUAUCUUUUCAUCUUUUUGUUCCUUUGCCUCUAAUUUCUCCCAGUUUAAAACUGUUUCCCAGUUGAGGUUUUGAUAUUUGAACUAAAAAAAAAAAAAUCAACUAAAUACAGCAUCUUGUGUUGGAAUAAGUACUGAGUUUAUAUUUAGGAAAUUGUUUUUCUGGGAGGUAUUGAAAAAACACUAAGUCUACAAAAUAUCCCCGGAUAUCCUCUGGCAAUUAAUUUAGGUUUAGAGAUUUCUACAUAAAGGCUAUAACUUCAAGAUUUGUUUUAUGAUGUUGAUAAAUCAUAAAAUUACUUGUAGUUUCUACUUUAUACAGCAGCAGUUAAGCAGGAAACUCUCCAUCACACUUGUUUGUGGUUUUUUUUCCCCUUAGGAAAGAGGCUAUUACUGUAAAAUUCUUACCCAAAUGUUUACUCUGUUAAAUGACAGGUUAAAAAAAAGAGAUGGAGAGUCAACUCUAAGUAAAAUGUGUUAAAAGGGGAUGUUCAGUAUGACACAUGUGGGGUAUAGUAAUUUUAAGACUUUAAAACAUUUUCACAGUAUUUAAAGGCUUGACAUCAUUAGUCUUGUUCACACAUAACUACUUUAGGCAUGAAAAAGAUACAGGAGUCAUGGGGAUACAAAAAGGAGAGACAAAUAUGAAUAGGAGUAGAAAGCCUUUCCUUUCUCUGCAGGAAGAGGAGUGGGGGAAUGGAAAAUAUAUUGUCCAGCAUGAAUGAGGAGCCUGAGCCUUACCCUGGAUGUAUUGGCUAUUACUUGCAUUGUGUUGGGGAAGACAGGGUAAAGUUUGCGUUUAAGGUUUUCAUCUGUGGUUUGGAAGCUGCUUUUACUUAUAGCAAUGUUUGUUUAGUUUCCAAGAAAGGAUGAGAAAACAAUUUCUGCAAAUGUUCCUUGUACAGCAACACUGGCUUCCACCUGCCCCAAGUCUAUUGGAUCACUUUCCCAAUCACAGCACUAUAAGCCAAAAUGUAUGUAUGUAUGAUCUAAGCAAGCAAGGGCUUUUAAGAAAAGUUGUCCUCUGAAAUGAGCAUGGGACACAGCUUCAGUUGGGUCAAUGCUCCUUCUGCUUCACUUGCUUCCAGACUUCUUACAUAUACUUAUAUUAAUGUAUAUUAAUAUAAGUAAUGUAUAUAUACAUAUACAUAUAUAUACAUAUACAUUACUUAUAGCUACCUUGUAAUUUCUUAGGGUUCAGAAUUCACUGACUCAGGAACUGCAUUUUUUCUUCUUAAAUGUCAGUAUUUGUUUUAAUAUCACAAGAUCUAAAAAUAAACAGAUACAGGGGUAUUUUAGGACCACCUGUCUAGGCAUUGUUUAGCGGCCAUAUGAAAGCUGCAUACCCUGAGUUGCAUGAUUGAGGCAGAUAAAAAAAAAUAAUGCAACCUUUAAGGGUUCAUUAGAAAAGGGAGGUUCUUGCUGGGUCAUUUGGGUAGGGUGUCCCUGUAACAUCUCUUAGCUUCUGGAGGGUAAGUAAUAAUCUGCUUUUCCAUCCCAUUUUAUUUCCUUCUCUAUAGCUAUUCUGCUUUUCUUCCCUCUUCCCAUUCCCUUGUCCAUUAUCUUCUCUGAAAAAGAGGAAGGCAGUAAAUGGGCUCAGUACAUCUUUGAAAUUAGGGCUGCCUUUUGCCCGUGCUUUGGAAUGCCAGCUUCUCUUGGACUUGGGGUUUGUUCUGCAUUGAGUUGUACUCUUUCUGUCCUUUUACAAUUUGUCUUUCAAACAAAUGCUGUGAACCAUGAGAAAAAUAAAACUGAGAGCACAAAGAAGAGUUUUUAUAAAUUUAUACUAAAUACACCAUUUAGACAUUUUAGAUUUUCAUAUUUGGUUUUAAACUAAAGGAGGGUAGAUUUAGGCUGGAUAUAAGGAAAAAAAUUUUUACAAUGAGGGUGGUAAAACCCUGGCCCAGGUUGCCCAGAGCGGUGGUAGAUGCCCCAUCCCUGGAAACAUUCAAGGUCAGGCUGGACGGGGCUCUGAGCAACCUGAUCUAGUUGAAGAUGUCCCUGCUCACUGCAGGGGGGUUGGACUAGAUGACCUCUAAAGGUCCCUUCCAGCCCAAACGAUUCCGUGGUUCUAGGAUUCUCUGAUUCUAUGAAGUUUUUUAUGUAACAAGUAAUGCAAUCCUAAAUCUCAGUGGUCACACAAAACAGUGUUUUUAAUAACAAAUUUCAUGGUCCUUAGGAUUAUAAGAGAUAAUUUGUGAAUAUUUAUUCAAUAGCUUCAUGUUUUACUAGAAGCUAUUCUGAAAUAUUCAGGUAAGAUACUCUGCCAAAGGUUACUCUGAAAUAACACAUAGAGCUUAUAUACCAUAAAACUUAAGACUAGAAUUUAAGGGGGAGGGGUAUAACAUCAGGCUUGCCAGUGACAAGCUGCGGGAUGACAUGCCAAGGUUAGAGGGACAAGGUGCUAGUGAGGAUCCUCAGCCUGUUGCUGUGAGACAUGCUGGGUACACUGGAGCACACAAAGUCUUACAGAGAAAAGCCAGGUGCUCCUGAGGUAAUAGGAGCCAACAGGGAAAUGCCAGUGAAAUACCUCAAAGGAAUUAAGGGAAGUUCCUCUGAGAUGUCAUGGACAUCUCAGAGGCCCAUCUGAAGUGCCUCUGCACCAAUGCACUCAGCAUGAGGCAAUGAACAGGAGGAGUCAGAAGCCACCGUGCUGCCAGAAAGCUAGGACCUAUUUGCCAUUACUGAAACUUGGUGGGACAAAUCCCAUGACUACAGCACGACUAUGAACAUGAAGAGUGACAAUCCCGAAGUUGGAACAGAUGUUUGACUAACAUGUUCUUCUGUGAAAUGAGAUUUUUAAAAAAAUAGAAUAUAAAAAUGUGAACAGAAACAGAUGGGUAUAUGUAUGGUGUAGAUUUGUUCUCCUAACUCUGUUUAAAACAGUAUACUUGAAGAGUAAACACAGAGUGAUUAUUUCAUGCU
Messenger RNA from Phalacrocorax carbo (great cormorant), 6721 nucleotides. The record is from RefSeq and is a predicted model, not a curated record. NCBI's taxonomy places the organism in Eukaryota, Metazoa, Chordata, Aves, Suliformes, Phalacrocoracidae.